AGAGUAAAAUCUAUGGAGGAAUGAGCUGUUGCAAUUUCUUUGCGCCUCUGAAUUCUGACAGCUGUGAUUGGCUGCAAGUGAAGCUCCUGUUCCCCGCCCCAGCCAAAACUAUCUGAGCGAGCUUUCGUUCUGAGCAAUACCGUACUCUGUGUGCACAGUGUACUUAGCAUGGAGACUUCCAAAAAGCCAGUUCUUUACACUUAUUUCAGAAGCUCCUGCUCCUGGAGAGUGCGAAUCGCAUUGGCUCUUAAGGGAAUUGCCUAUGAACAAGCAUCCAUAAAUCUUAUAAAGGAUGGAGGGCAGCAGAUGACUUCAGACUUUCAAGCAGUGAAUCCAAUGCAGCAAGUCCCUGCCAUCAAAAUCGAUGGCAUCAUUCUCUCCCAAUCUCUAGCCAUCAUAGAGUAUUUGGAGGACACCCGGCCACUCCCACGGCUCCUUCCUCAGGAUCCAAAGAAGAGAGCUAUGGUUCGGAUGAUCUCAAAUCAUGUUGCUUCUGGAAUUCAACCACUGCAGAAUCUGGCUGUCCUGCAGCAGAUGGGAGAGAAAAAGCUAGAUUGGGCCCAACGCAUCAUUUCUCAAGGCUUCAAAGCUUUGGAACAGAUCCUGCAAGAAACAGCUGGCUGCUACUGUGUUGGGGAUGAGGUGACCAUGGCAGACCUUUGCUUGGUCCCCCAAGUAUACAAUGCUGAGAGAUUUAAAAUGGAUCUGACUCCAUACCCCACAAUAAGCAGAAUCAACAGAGCUCUCCUAGAAUUGGAAGCAUUUCAAAGCAGCCAUCCUUCCCAGCAGCCAGAUACACCUCCAGAACUAAGAUCCUAAAGUUCUUCAACUGCUUGUUUUACUGUGAGAGAAAUUGAUCCAAAAUUAAAUGGGACUCUCCUUUUUAAGAUUUUCUGGGAAAAAAAACUUGAGGGUUUCAUGUGGAAGAGUUUGGCAAAUCUAAGACUUAAAAAAAAAGAAAAAAGACACUGCAAUUGUAGAGUAUAUCGCUGGAGUAAAAUACAUUUUUGAUCAUGUGUGACAAUUGUAAUGCAAUCAUGAAGCAGAUCAAAAGAUAAGAGUUUGUGGGUGUUUUCUUGUGACGUUCAAAAAAACAGCAUUGCUUUGUGUAAAUAGCAAACGUAUUAAUCUAUAAUUAGACCAUAUACAAAGUUAAAGAACUUGAAAAAGUUCUAGAUACUGGCAAGCAAAUAGUGAUUGGGCCUGAAAAAGAACAGUCACAUGUCAAAUGGUUGCCAGCUUUUAGUCUAAUAGCAUGUUGUUCAAUGCAUAUCUCCUUUUUAGUGUUACUAAGGACUGUUUAAGAACUUCCACAACAGCUUUUAUGUGCUACCUAAGCAGCAGCAAACUGUAUCACUACUUUUUUUUGCAAAAUUUGAUGAUGCAGUUGGAAUUGCUUUAGAGCUAUAAGUUGCCCGUUCAUUAGCCAGCAUAUACCAGCAUUUCAGAAAUAUUGAAAGUUAGGGAACUUUUAACUUCUUCCUUUAGUAUAGUAAGUUGUAACAACAGAAAUUCAUGCAAUAAAUUGGCAGCAGCUAGAAGUUUUCUAAUCCUCACAGGGAUUGUAUAUUUUCUAGGAAAAAAAGCACACAGAUUUCUAAAGAGCUAUGCACCGCAAACAAAAUCCUAUGAUCUGCAAAAGGCAUAUAGAAGCUUCAAAAUGAUUGUUUCUAAGAUGUUGAGAAGAUAUUUGUCUUCAUACCAAUGGCCAAGAUGUAUAUAUUCAGGUUCAAAUACUUACGCUUGCUUUAUUAGAUUUGGCAAAAUAUAAACAACUUUUAUCUGAGGCAUGAAGAAAAAAGAUAAACAAAAUGGGUUAGGAGGAGGAGAGAACAGGAACAAACCAAAUGUAUAAAAACACAUUGGGAAAUCCAGACCAAUAUAUUUCACAGCAAUAUUAAAAUAUCAUUGAUCCAUCUUUCCACAGAAGCAGUAAGCCUUCUCCAAAAUACUUAUUUUGGUGGUGCUCCCUCUCCUUCUUUGCCCUCUCAACUGCUGACAAGCUAAAAUGUGAAGAUGCUGAGCUACUGAAUUCAGCUAAGACAUUAACUGCCAUCACAGAUAAAGCUGUAGGGGUUAAAAACAGAAAUAGCUGGGAUAAUGACAGCGAAGUGAGCAGUGUCCACCUCCCUCACACCUAUCCAUGUUAAAAAUAAAGGC
Molecule: messenger RNA, 2160 nt
Organism: Protobothrops mucrosquamatus (brown spotted pit viper)
Lineage: Eukaryota; Metazoa; Chordata; Lepidosauria; Squamata; Viperidae
Gene: GSTZ1
Product: glutathione S-transferase zeta 1
Exons: 9
Coding region: 169-819 (216 amino acids)
Biological process (GO): glutathione metabolic process; L-phenylalanine catabolic process
Cellular component (GO): mitochondrion; cytoplasm
Molecular function (GO): maleylacetoacetate isomerase activity; glutathione transferase activity
Source: RefSeq, a predicted model, not a curated record